AGCAACUAGUCGGAAUUGAGUCCAAUCCUGUAUCAGUUUUUAUCCACCCGAUUUGCUAAUGAAAAGAGGAAAAGAGAGAGAGAAUGAAAGAGAUCUGAGAAAAUUCUGAUGGGGAAAAAAGUUAAUUUAUAAAAGGCUGACCCCCGUCAAGUUAUGAGAGUUUCCAGUUAUGAGAAGGACUGACUGUACUGGUCUGACUAGUAGACGGCUCUCAUUUUCACUGCAAUUUUUUUGUUGCAACGUCUCAAUUUGAGAGAGGAUCUUAUUUUUGGAUGGUUUCACUCAACUUCUUCAUUGAUAUCAUCUCAGUCUAACUAAAUAUGUGUGUCCUCUAAUUUGUCAAUAAUUGUUACCUCACUUUCGGCUGGUUAUACUGUGCUUUUAACUCUUAUUGCUGGAUCUGUGAUUUAUUCUGAUCCCUUUUUUGGUGAUCAGAACCUGUGUUUGUGCAUCUUUUCACAACAAUGGAAACCAUACCUUUUGACAUCUCCACUCUGUUGGGGGAACCCCAAGUUUACACUGUGGAUGAUGAUAAUCUUGAGGAAAUUCAACGAAAUCAUAACCUAGGUGAAAAUGGGGUUGAAGAUAUGGUUGAUCUAGUAGAUCUGAACGAAUCAGCAUUACUAUGGAAUCUCAAAAUUAGGUAUCAAAAACAAUUGAUUUAUACCUAUGUUGGUAGUAUUUUAAUCGCUGUUAAUCCUUAUAAAAUGUUUGAUAUUUAUGGACUUGAUUUGGUUAAAAAGUAUGAAGGAAAAAUACUUGGAACCCUUCCACCACAUUUAUUUGCAAUUGCUGGUUCAGCUUAUUCCAAAAUGAUUAAAGAUAAAGAGGAUCAAGUCAUCGUUAUUUGUGGUGAAAGUGGAGCAGGUAAAACAGAAACCUCAAAAUUAAUAAUGCAAUAUUUAGCCGCUGUCAAUAAAUCAGCAAGUAAUAUUGUGACAGAACAAAUUCUUGAAGCCAAUCCAUUACUCGAAUCAUUUGGUAAUGCUAAAACUGUCAAAAACAACAAUUCAAGUCGUUUUGGUAAAUACUCCGAAAUAUACUUUAAAGAUGGUCUCAUCACUGGAGCCAAAUCAACUGAAUAUUUGCUUGAAAAAUCACGAAUUGUUACACAAGCUUCAGAUGAACGAAAUUAUCAUGUUUUCUAUGAACUUUUGUCUGGAUUAACUGACCAAGAAAAGGAAAAAUAUGGUCUACAAACAAGUGACAAAUACUUUUACCUUAAUCAAGGAUCUUCCUCUGAGAUAGAAGGUAAAAAUGAUGGACAAGAUUUUCGCUUCCUUUUAGCUGCUAUGCAAGUCCUUGGAUUCACAAACGAAGAGCAAGAUACAAUAUUUCGUAUUUUGGCCUCUGUUUUACACUUGGGUAACAUUUAUUUCCACCGAAAACAACUUAAACAUGGUCAAGAGGGUGUUGAAAUUGGAAGUGAUUCAGAAGUUCGUUGGACAUCUCAUCUUCUUCAGCUACCCAUGGAAGGUAUUUUACGAGCUCUUACCGUUCGAACAACUGAAGCACGAAAUGAGCGAAUGAUGACUCCACUCAAUAUUGACCAAGCCUUGGAUGCUCGUGAUGCCAUGGCUAAAGCACUCUACUCUUGUUUAUUUUCAUGGUUAGUUCAACGGAUUAAUUCAAUGGUAUACAAGGGAUACAAAAGACGAACCCUAGCCUUACUUGACAUCUUUGGGUUUGAAAAUUUCAAAGAAAACUCUUUUGAACAACUUUGCAUCAACUAUGCUAAUGAAACGUUACAAUCAUAUUUCACCAAAUAUGUCUUCAAAUUGGAGCAACAAGAGUAUGCGAAAGAAAAGAUCGAUUGGAUUCCAUUAAGUUAUCCUGACAAUCAAUCCGUCAUCAAUUUGAUUUCAAAAAAACCAAUCGGAAUUCUUCCUCUACUGGAUGAUGAAUCCAAUUUUCCUAAAGCAUCCGAUAACUCGUUCCUUGAAAAAUGCCAUUACAAUCAUGCUCUCAAUGAUUUGUACAGUCGACCCAGAUUAUCCUCAAUGGAAUUUGGAAUUAAACAUUUUGCCGAUCAAGUUUGGUACAAUGUGGAAGGUUUCCUAGAUAAAAAUCGAGACACAUUGAGACAUGAUGUUAUUGAAUUAAUGAUCAACAGUAAGAUGUCAAUGAUUUCCAAGAUGUUCCAAGAACUUCGCAACUCCAAUGAAUCUGUUAAAACCUACAAUCGCUCAGACGGAAGGUUUGUUACAAUGAAACCAAGAGCACCAACAGUGUCAGCUCGAUUCCAAGAUUCCCUCAACUCACUGGUUGACUCAAUGUCCAAAUGUAAUCCAUGGUUUGUUCGGUGCAUUAAACCAAACAAUGAAAAGGCCACCAUGAAGUUUGACAUUCCAGUUGUCUUGGAGCAGCUUCGUUACUCGGGAAUGUUGGUAACAAUUAAAAUACGUAAAUUGGGUUUCCCUGUGCGAAUCAAAUUUGCCAACUUUGUUUCCAGGUAUCGAUGUUUAAUCACCAAAUACAAUCUUCCAACAAAUCACUCAACCAAAGAAAUAUGUAAAAUCAUUUUGGAUAACCUACCAUUCAGUAAAGAUCAAUAUGUUCUUGCUUCAACUAAGGUAUUCAUGAAAGAAAGCCUUGAAGUAAACUUGGAAAAGGAGCGAAUCAACUUAUUACGAUCAUCUGUUAUUACCAUUCAACGUUACAUUCGAGCUUACAUUGCUCGUAAAAGAUACCGUAAAGCUAGAUCAAGUGCCAUUAAGAUUCAAUCAACUUACAGAGGAUAUAAAUGUAAACAUCGUUACAAUACGAUCAGACGAGGAGUUGUUCGUGCUCAAGCUAAUUGGCGAAUGAAAUGUCAAAAACGUGAAUACGCCAAGUUAAAAUCUAUCAUGGAAAAGAAGAAGGAAGCUGACAGAAUUGCCAGUGAAAAAGCCAAGGAAAAAUAUGUUAAAGAGGAACACGAAAGAAUCUCUCGAGCAGUUGCUGGAGUUAAUCAUUUGGAAAUACCUGCUGAAUUAGCUUUCCUAAUUUCAAAAUUAGAUGAUUGGAAAUGUCAACAAUCGGAUAAAAAAGUUGUUAAAUCAGUGGAGCAAUUUGAUUCCGGAACAAUCCGUUAUUCACUUCCAUUGGACAUUGAUCAACAUGCUUUUACCAGAUUUACCAAUAUCUAUUUCAGAGCUCAUGUCUGGGGAAUGAAGCGUGAACCAAUUAGAACACCAUUUCUAUCUAAGACAAAUGAAACGGAAUUCCAGGAUUCAUUGUCCAUUUUCAAAUUGAUACUUCGUUUCAUGAAUGAUAACAACUUGAAUGGUCAUAAGGAGAAGCUGUUAGCUGAUUACAUUAUUCAAAAAGGUUUAAGCAAUGUAAACAUGAGAGAUGAAAUUUUGUGCCAAUUAUGUAAUCAAACCUGGAAAAAUGAUAAUGAAGCCAACUUUGAAAGAGGCUGGCUUCUUAUGGCCAACUGUUUAAGCUGUUUCAAUCCAAGUUCAUUAUUGUAUAAAUAUCUUUUAAAGUAUGCUUCUGAUUAUGCGUAUAAUGGAUAUAAGCAUAUUUGUCAAACAAAGUUACUUCAAAGUGAACGAAUUGAGCCACAAAAUGUUCGCACUUACCCACCAUGUCAGUUGGAAUGGAAGUCAAUGGUUAAAAAGGCUAACAUGUGUUUAGAAGGAAAACUUCCCGAUGGAGAUAUUAAAGUUGCUCCAAUCACUUCAUGGACAAAUGGUGAAACUUUUGCUGCUGAUUUGUUGCGUGCCAAAGGUAUCGAUGACACUUCUGGAUGGACAGUUGAAUUAGAUGACGAAGGAGAUAUCUAUGAAUUGAAUGGAAAAGAUUUUGUUCUUGACUUAAUUUCGGAAAUGGAAGUGAUGCCUUCAUUCCCUGUUUGUAAAAGUUUCUUCUUAGUCUCUCCUGAUCGUAACAAUAAAAACAGGAAAGCUAAUCUAGUUAACAGCCCACACAAUCCUGAAAGAAUCAACAAAUACGAAUAUGAUGCUGAUUUUGAUGAGACAUUACAUUUAUCAUCCCACCAAGAACGAGAGAAACACAUGAAAGAAUCAGCUGAUAGACGAAGAAGUAGUGGCCUUGAACACAAAUAUCAUGACCGAGCAUCUUCAAGUAACCGUCAUAUGAGAGCUCGUUCAGUUUCACGGGAACAUUUGGUUCAUAAUACAGAUGAUGGUGAUAAAUAUGAAGAUGUUGAGGAUGCCUUGAGAGGUCCUGAAUUGAGAUAUGUUGGAACUGCUAGGAAUAGCUGUUCAUUAAUGUCAUUAGAUCAAGUCAACUUAAGUCUUUCCAAAAACAGUAAACUUAAUCGUCGUUACCUACACAAAAGUGGUAAAGAGGAAACCAUUAGCAAUUUGAAAUUAUCUGAAACAAGUAAACUCAAUAAACGCUAUGGAUUAGCUAGUGGUGAAUCUAGUGGUUAUGAGAAAGAUUUACGAGGAGUCAAAGAUUCCAGUCCUUCUGAUACUUUUGCUUCUAGACCAUCAUUAAGUAAACGUAGCAUGUCACUACAAGAAUUGGGUUUGGCUACAUCAGCCUUGAAUGAUCGCUAUUUUGCUCAGAAUAGAGAUGUUCUUCAGAAAACUUCAUCAUUAAAUGGUGGCUCAGAGCAACUUGAAACUCCCAGUGAUCCAACAAAAACUUCCAGUCAGACAAGUUUAAUCGAAAUGAAUCCUGAAGAUAUUGGUGCCAUUAAUAGUGGCGUUUAUGGACGCAACUCCAAGGAGCCAGUUGAAAUUAUUAAAGGAACCAAACAAGGAAUUCACCAAUCAAGCAGUCAUUCAUCAGCAUCAUCCAUUUCUUCAGCUGAUUAUACAGGUUCUCACCAUGGCUUAGGUGAUAGUGCAAUAGAUGCUGAAAUACGCAGGCGAGCUUCUGAUUCUCGAUAUGUUAAAUACUCUGGAAACAAAUCGACUGGUUCUUCGUCUCGAUAUUUACCUUAUGGUCAGUCAACUAAAGCUUAUAUUGAUCGAUCAACUACUCGUGAAGGUGAAUAUGGAUUCACUGGUGUUCGUAGUUCCGCAAUGUCUGACACCUCGGAAGCACCAUCUUUAGCUUCUCACGUUAAAAAUAUUAAAAUACCAUCUCAUACAAGUGAUUUAGAUCAAUACUUGGAUGAUUUGUUUAAUCCUGUUUUAGACGCAAAUCUAGAUGAUUUAAGUGAUGCUCGCUCAUUGGCAGCCUCCAUCAAAGGAGGCUCAGAGUACUCAUCAAAUGCUCCAAGUGAUUUUUUCACUGAAAAUAAUUUAACCUGUGAAUUGGCAGAAAGCUAUGCCGACUCAAUCUUCAGCGAUAGCUUUAGCCAAUCAGUUGAUAUUGUGCAUAAUGAACAUGACGAUGAUUCAGAUCACGAUGGAACUUAUACUUUGGUUCCAUCUGAAAUUGAUUGUGGACUUCAAGAUCUUGACAUCGAUAUUAGUGACCUUGCCAAUCUUUCAGAUGCCAAACAUCUUGCUGAUUCACUCAAAGGUGGAGGAUAUCAAAGUGAAUCUAAAACUGUACCAGAAAAGGAGGAAGAAAUCGUUGCCAUUGUUGAACCUUGUUCAACGGUCACUUUUGGUACCUCAAACAAUACAAUUGAACCUUCUUUCUCUGAAAACUAUGAUCCUGAUCAAUCCUCAGAAGUUGUCUCAUCAAUUUGUGAUUCAUACACUUACACUCAUCAUCCAUUUGAUUUCAUCUCACUUCCAGUUGAGGGCCAAGGUAGUCUUUUUGAUGGUAAUCAACAAUUACCAUUGGAAAUUGUUGGCUUAUCUGAUGAUUUGGAAAGUUUAUCUAAUGCUGAAGAUCUCGUAGUUACUAUUAAAGGAGGUGGCAUGAAUGAGCCAAACAUGGAAACAACAAUUAGCUUUGGAACCAAUAAUGGUCAAGAUGUUGGAUCAACAUCAUUCUCAUCUGGCUUCUCCUCAUUCAGUCCUGGAGCUGCGUUGAGAGCUACCAAUCAAGGUCCGCCAACUAUUAACACUAAUAUGCCUUUUACCAAUAUUGCUGGUAUGACAGUUCCAAUGGUUGAUACAUCUCAAAUAAUUCAACAACAAUUAGUUCAUCAACAAAUGAUUCAACGAGCUUUCCUUGCUUCAGCUGUACAACAAAAUCUUCAAAUUCAACAACAGCUACUACAACAAAAUCAAGCUCUUCAACAACUACUUAACUCAUCUGUUGGAACCAAUUCACCAAGCAAUUCAAGUAAACCAUUAUCACCAAUACUUCAACCCUCAUCAUACAAUCUAUUACAGACUGCAGAUAGUUCACUUGAUCCAGCUUCUUUACUAUCAACUUCCAGUCCAUUAUCAUCAAAUGAAUUGGUAAAUUCAAAUAGAAUAGCUGAUCCACGUAAUGAUGGCCAAGAAACAAAUGGACAGGGUGUUUCGCCAGUUAAACAAUCGCCAUUACCUGCAUCACAUUAUAUAUCUGGAACUGGUAUACCACCGCCACCUCCACCGCCGCCACCGCCACCACCACCAUUGUCACCCAGUUUUACCAACGUGUAUGGAAGAGCCAAAACUGUUCGCAUUGGUAAAUGGCGUUGGCCUCCUCCUCGAGAUAAUGGUGUUACCGAAGGAGCAGCAAGUUUUUUUGAAUUUAAAUUAAAAAAGCAGCAAGAAAAACACAAGGAAACAAGUGACUGUGAUAAAAAUGAAGAAUGCUCAAUGAUUAUUGAACAAGAAGUAAUCGUACCGCUUAAUACUAAUGCUAUGAAUGUAGCAUCUGGACCGGGUCCUGGGUCACCGAAAGGAGGACAAAAGCGUUAUAAGAAAAGUGAUAAAGCCUCGAAAACUGAUGUCAAUGGUUUGAUAAUUGACGGUUCAAAGGGAACAAGUAAAGGAUCAAUUGGAAAGUUGAGGAUAAGCUCAGAGAUGAAGGCUAAAUUGGAACAGUUAACAAUUGAUCAAACUGUUCGUUCAAAGAAGGAUGGUGGACGGGAAAAACUUGCUCGAUCCAUGGAGGAUAUUCGUGGUGGUGGUGUUGGUGAUGGUUUAAGUGGAGGAGUUAAAAAGCUGUCUGAGCAUAGGAAAAAUUUACUGGAAAAACAAUUAAUGGGAUCAAUGUUAAUUCUUAGUGAUACAAAAAGCCAAUUAUCUCGAUCUAAAUCAAAUGAUAAACCCAUUGGAUCAAGUUCAAAUUCAUCAUCCCAAUUGAUUACCAAAGUAGUCUCUAGUAGUGGUAAUAAUUCAUCUAAUCAUCACCCUCAUCUAACUCAUUCUCAUUCUCAUGGACGACUUGAUCGAGGUGAUUCUGGUGAAAACCUAUCCAAAUUCAAGGAAAGGUUUUCUGCUGCUCGACGCAGUGGAUCUCGUGAGUCAAGGGAACGUCGUGAUGAGCUAGGCCCACACAAUCGAGGUGGAACCUUGACAUCAACGGUGGCUGCUGAAUGUGAUGGUGAUCAUUUGUCAACCUCAAUGGGAGGAACUUUUAUCGAUCAAAUGUCAUCUCGAAGCAGCAUUCAAUAUGAAGACAGUGUAAUAAGCUCUGUAAGCCAUACUAAAUCAAAUUCCAGAGCUGAUGUUACUCGACCAAUUAAACGAAUGUCUGUUCCACCGCCACCUCCACCCUCUUCCAACCUAGAACUCAGUGAAGCUCUCAACAUGUCCAAUGGUUUAGUUGACAAUGAUCACUCAGUUAUUCACCCUCGUCACUCUCCAGGUCAUGGUUUCCGUGCACCUCCAGGACCACCAUCGGUUGCUGCAUCAUCUAGUUAUUAUGGUCCCAGUACACCAGUAAUGAUGAGACGAAAAGAUCAGCCUCCCCCACCGCCACCGGCCAUGAAUUUCAAAGCUUCAGAUAGAUUCGAGUUUAUCGAGAACUCUGAAUUUUUGAAACCAGUUGAUACACCAGUGCCAAUACCAGUUAACCGACGAGAGCAAAAAUCAGUUGAUUCAAUCAAGACUAAAUUAGCUCCGGCAGCUCACAAUUAUUCAUUAACUUAUUCAAAAGGUCCUUGGGAGUUGCGUCUAAGAAAAGAGGUUUUCUCACCAAUGGAAAAAAUUGAUAGCCCAUUGAAACUUCAUUUAAUCUUUUGUCAAAUUGUUCGAGAUGCAUAUUCCAAAAGUUGUAUACGAUUAACUCGUGAGGAUAAACAAAAGUUACAAAUGCAAUUGGAAAAUUACAAAAUAAAUUUAGACAAUAUGAACUCAUCUAAUCACAAAUUGCCGGUUCAACGGAACAUCAUUGAAUUUGCCAAAGACUUGCCAACCUAUUUUACACGAUUGUUUCCCGUCUCUGGUGGAUCCAAUUUACCCGAUGUUGAACUGUUAGGAGUAUCUCAUUCGGGUAUCAAGUUAAUUAAAAGAGAGAGAGAUGCUAUUUGUGAUUAUUUACGAAUACUGGAUAUGCUUAGUUUCGAUGAGAUUGCGGAAGCAAACGUUGUUGGCAGCAGUACAUUUCAAUUGCUCCUCCUCAACGGUGGAUGGUUAACUCUUUACACUCACAAGGCAAACCAAAUAAAAACCAUGAUUGAUACCUUUACUGAUGAAGCCAACAAGAGUGGAGCGGAUUAUGUACAAGCAAUUGUUGAUUAUUCAUCUCAUGAACCAUCAAUCUUAUCCUUCAGAAAAGGCGACAUAAUUCGUAUUGUUAAGAAUAAAAAUCUUCAACUGUCCAAAGGCUGGUUUUAUGGUAUAUUGGAAAGUGGUGAAAGUGGAAUCUUUCCUAGUGAAUAUGUUGUAACAUUAAAUCGUCAACAAAUUAGUGAACUUUUACAAAAAAUGGAGCAAAUCCGAUCCUCUAGACAAAACGGUUAUGCCAAAGAAAUGGAAUCAUCUGAUAAACGGUUAAAUUCAUCUAAAUCACAGGCCAUAACCAAUGGAGAUGCUCACAACAAUAAUCACCAUCAUCCUGCAAGUGAAUCAGGACGUGAUGGUUGCUCGUCAUGGGUAGAAAGUCGAAUUGAUCAUGUGGAUGACAAUAGAAGUGAUAUAACUCAAAGUUCAAAUAUCAAUGAUGGCAAAUUUUCAUUACUUCAAUUUGCUUUAUACAAUUUCCGUGAUGUAGUUGACAAGUAUGAAUUGAUUAGAAGUGCUGAUGGUUCUUUCAGUGGAUCAAUUAAACUAUUAGAAAGUUUGAAGUCAAAGAAGAAAAAUAAAAAGAAAAAUGGAAGUGGUUCUGAUUGGACUUGGAGAGAAUUAUCGGACCUUGUCAAAUUCUCGAAGGCUCCUAUUACCAACUCUUUGCUCAAAUUAAGUCCACCUGAAUUGAACAAAAUUGCCAUCGAAUGUUUUGCAUCAAUCAUGAGGUUCAUGGGCGAUCUUCCGUUAUUGAAAAAUCAAACAGAAGUUGACUGUGUUUACACUAUUCUAGUGAACUGCUAUCAAUGGCCUCAACUCAGAGAUGAAGUUUAUUGUCAACUGAUGAAACAAACCACCAACAACAAAAGUGCAAGACUUGAUAGCUGUCAACGAGGAUGGAGACUUUUUUCAAUCGUUGCUGCUUAUUUUGAUUGCUCUGAAAAUUUACGACCUUAUCUGCACAAAUUCCUUGAGACUUCAGCUUACGAUAAACGACGAGCAUAUUACGCUACAGCCAUGGUUUGUUUACAAAACUUGCGUAAAACAAUGAAAUAUGGAGGGCGUAAGAAUGUCCCAAGUAUCGAAGAGAUUGCUGCUAUUGCUGCAGGAAGAAACUCAAAAAGACAAAUGUACAGAUUACCUGGAGGAACUGAACGAAUAAUCAACACCAAAUCAAGUACCGUUGUUUCCGAUAUUAUCGAGGAAAUAUGUUCAAUGCUCAAUGUUAACAAUCCAGUUGAAAUGCAAGAAUUUUCACUCUAUUGCAUUAUAGACGGAGAUCUUUAUACAAUGCCUCUGAAUAGAGAGGAGUACAUCUUGGAUGUUACUACUGAGUUACUUAAGAAUGGACAGACAUUUUAUUUAAUUUUUUGCCGUUCUGUGUGGUAUUAUCCAUUAAGACUUGACUGCCAGUUGUACAUUGAAGUUAUUUUCAAUCAAGUUGCACCUGACUACCUGGAAGGUUUACUUUUAAUCACCCCAGGGGAACGUUUAAAAGAGAAUCAAGUUUCUGAUAUUUCUCGUAUUGCUGCUCUUCUUCACCGAGCUGCCAAUAUGGACCAUGAGCCAACAAAAGACGAAGUUAAAUAUCUUUUACCCAAACCUAUUUUACCAAUGAAAGAGAUUCGUCCACCUCAAUGGGUUGAAAUGGUUCAAUCUAAUUGGAAUGAUAUGGGAGCUUUAACAACAACCGAAGCAAAAGCACAGUGUUUAGAUAUUUUACAAAAAUGGCCAUUAUUUGGCUCUUGUUUCUUUGCAAUCAGGCAUAUUCAAGCUGAUUCUCCUAACCAUCCUGACUAUAUUUUGGCUUUGAACAAAGAAGGAGCACACUUUUUAGAUAUUUUAACUCACGAAACUAUUUGGGAUUAUCCAUUUGAUCAAAUCAUAUCGACUAGGAAAAUCCGAGCUGAAGAUGAAGCUCUUUUCCUUGAUAUGAAAUGUGGUAACUUAAUGACUUAUAAAAUAACAAGAAUUCAAACUGAUCAAGCUCAUGAAAUCUCACGUCUUAUUAGACAAUAUAUUGACAUUCAAAACUCUGACAAAGGGGAAAGAGGACAACAAGUAUCAACUAUUUCAAGAAAUGCAAACUCAAAUUACUCAAGUUAAUUGUUAAUUAACCGAAUCUACUUUUUUUACGAUGCGGUAUUAUCCCAUUAUCACUCAUCAUUAUGACUACAACAUUGGGUUAUCUUCACCAAGCCAAUGUUUCCGCACCAUUUUGACAUGUAAUCACACGCAAACCGUUUUUUACACAACAACACUGAUCAAAAUGAUCAUCAUAACACAUAAACUUAUCUGGAAGACAUUGAACCCUAAACUUUGACUACAAGAAAAAUUAACCAUGAAUUACAAAUCGCUCCAAGACAUUUCCUGAUGCAACCAUUUUCCACAUUUGCUAAAAUGAUUUACUUAUUUGUGCCAAAAGAAGAUAAAGAUGAACUCUACAAUUGCUGAUUAAUUUUAUGGAGAACCAGAAUAAAUCCAGUUACAUGAAAAUGAAAAGGAAAUCCAGAACUUGACUUUUGUUUGCGAUUAACUAAGAUACUGUUUUUUAAUUGUCUGGUUAAUUUCUGUAAAAUAUACAUCUAUUUGACAAAUCAAGACCAACAAAAGACUGGUUCAAUCCUUGCCUUAAUUUUUACCUCAAUCGCAAACUGAAAAGAUUUACCAACGAUUACCAAGAAGGAGUAAUAUUGAAUUCUGUAUCGGGAAUUUUUAUUGACCAUUCUCAUCUUCCUUAAUAUUGACCCAUGUUGAAAAACAUGAAUACUAUUUUUGUACAUUAUUUGUUAUGCCCUUGAAUAAUCACGAAAUUUGAAUUUGCAAUAUCAAAUGAAAAGUUGUAUUCAAGUAGGGUGACUUCAAAUCAAUAUGUCGAUCAAUCAAUCUUUUGAAUUUUGUAAAGUAACAAAAUUAGAUAAUAAGACAAUUGCAAUAUAUUUCAAUAUAGUUGAGGAAAAUUUGUCUUGAAAUUCAAUUUUCCUCUUUUCCAAACCAAGACUUCACUUGAAUGUUAUCUGAUUUCAUCAUGAUGCACUUGAUAUACAUAUCUGUGUCUCAACAAGCCAAAACCACUUACCUUCAUUCAAUCUCUGGUUAUAUUAAGUUGAUUUACUUGAUUAAGUCAAUUUAAUUAACUUUUCCUCAGUUUAAUUCAAAUGUCACCUUAACUUGAACGCACUUUUCAA
Molecule: messenger RNA, 11650 nt
Organism: Tetranychus urticae (two-spotted spider mite)
Lineage: Eukaryota; Metazoa; Arthropoda; Arachnida; Trombidiformes; Tetranychidae
Gene: Myo10A
Product: unconventional myosin 10A
Cellular component (GO): myosin complex; cytoskeleton
Molecular function (GO): cytoskeletal motor activity; protein binding; ATP binding
Source: RefSeq, a predicted model, not a curated record